Messenger RNA from Larimichthys crocea (large yellow croaker), 4742 nucleotides. It is a transcript of the gene maml1, whose product is annotated as mastermind-like transcriptional coactivator 1. The transcript is spliced from 5 exons. Gene Ontology annotation, biological process: Notch signaling pathway; positive regulation of transcription of Notch receptor target. Bases 1210 to 4371 code for a protein of 1053 amino acids. The record is from RefSeq and is a predicted model, not a curated record. Gene Ontology annotation, cellular component: nucleoplasm; nuclear speck. Lineage: Eukaryota; Metazoa; Chordata; Actinopteri; Sciaenidae. Gene Ontology annotation, molecular function: transcription coactivator activity.
AUACUCGCUCCUGAUUGGCCGCCCGCGCUGUCACUCAGCGCUGAGGCGGGAGCGCGCACAUUCCUCCUGAUGGAAAAAAAGAGAAAGUUUCCAAGAUGGCGGCGCAGCCCUGCCUGUCCGCGGGACAACAAUAGAGCAGCGAGCUAACGGAGCUAACGGAGCUAACGCGGCUAACGCGGCGAGCCGCUCCUCUCUCACUUCAAACCCGACACAGCCCGACCCGGGCCGGGCCCAGGGCAGCUUCACUCCGCGGCGGCUCCUCGGGCAGAGACACGGUCAGAGUAUGCCGCGUUAUUCAGGCUAGCAGCUAGCUGCAGCCGAAGCUAGCCGAGCUAACGUUAGCCUGUUAGCGGCUAACAGGAGGAUCAGCUGUUUGCUGGACAGAUGCUGUAGGAAGAGCGGGCAGCCACACGGCCACAGUAAGUCCAUUCACACCCGAACCUAAGCUGCACAUGUCUGGGAAGUCUAGGCGUUUGUUUUCUAGUGCUAGCUUAAACUAAAUGUUUGUUAGCUGCCGAGUCUGAAGCGUUAGCCAGGCAGCUAGCUCCCGUCCCGCUAGCCGAAGCUAACCGAACACUUAACAAAAUAAAGUUUCAGGGCGAGUUUGAUCCGGAUCGAAGCUCCCACACUCCUAACACCAGUGUGAACAGGGGGACUGAGGUACAGGGAGGAGCGAACCCGGGCUGGGCCGAGCCGAGCCGGUUUAAGGAGCUCGGAGGAUUUCAGGAAUGUUCGACGCUCCAACUUUGAUUUAGAGUGCAGGAAUGUGCUAAGUUCACUUAGCCUGAACGGGAGACAGACAGACAGGCAGAGAGACAGACAGAGAGACAGACAGAGAGACAGACAGGCUGCUUCACUGGUUUGAACUGAAAUGUAGUGUGCGGUAUUUAAAGGGCUGAAGCAGCGGGCUGGUUGUGGAGGUGUAUCCGAGGCUUGAGAGUUAAACUCGGCUGUAACAGACUCAGCAGCUCCGUCCUGUGUGCGUGACGAGCUCCGUAGUUUAAAUGAAUAACCCCGCAGGCUGAAUGCUCCCGCACCCACAGACCUGCGUGUCCUCCCGGCACUGAGGCCGCUGUGACUGAAGCCGUUAGCGAGACAAAGGUCGCCUCCAUGGAGCCAGCACAGGAGUCUUUGUAGAGGGCCGGGGGCGGGGGGGCAGACAGACACAGACACAAACCUGAGCCGGGAGUUUACUACAAGUCUUUAUUGAUGAUGGCGGAUUUUGUUACACCGCGACACAGCGCGGUGAUGGAGAGGCUCCGCCGGAGGAUCGAGCUCUUCCGGCAGCAUCACAACAGCUGCGAGAGCCGCUACGAGAACGCGACGCUGGAGCGCCUGGACCUGGAGAGGCAGCAGACCUUCGCCCUGCACCAGCGCUGCCUGCAGGCCAAAGCCAAGCGCUCCAACAAGCACCGGCAGCCCCAGCCCAGCGGUGACCAGGCCGGACAGAGAGCGCCGGGCGGCGGCGGAGCAGGAGCAGGAGGAGGCGGCAGCACGGAGCACGGGGAGAGCGGAGGGACGGCGGAGCAAAGCCGGAACAACACCCUGAUAGCGCUUCAGGAGACUGUGAAGAGGAAGCUGGAGAGCGCCAGUUCUCCACUGGGCAGAGAUCAGGUCAACGGUUUCGGUGACGGCUUCCCGCCCAACAAGAAGGCGUGUCUGGACAACGGCACCACCAACGGCUCGCCGCUCGACUCCAAGCUCGGCAUCAGCGACUCGCUGAACUCGAAUGGCACGCACGGGCCGGCCGGUGAGUCGACGGAUGGCGGCCGGGAGUCGGGGUCAGACUUCCACCGGAAGGAGAUGAAGCAGGAGCCCGAUGACAUCCUGCCCAUCAUGCCGCCAACGGGCGGAGGCAACAACAGCCUGUUCCCGGACCUGAACCUGAACGAGCAGGAGUGGACGGAGCUGAUGGAGGAGCUGAACUGCUCGGUGGCGUACGAGGACAUCCAGGACAUUCUCAACGACGGCUUUGAGGACCGCAAAGACCCCCUGGAGCUCGCUCCGACUCCGGGCGGUGCUGGGGCGGUGGGAGGAGGAGCAGGAGGAGCGGCAGGUGCAGGUGGAGGUCAGUCGUCUCAGGGUCUGCUCCCUCCUGACCUGGUCAGCGUGAAGUCGGAGUUCUCGCCGGCCUCGGUGGCCUUCGAGCAGGACGCUCGCACCGGCUCCCCCCAUGUCAGGCCCACCUCCUCUGGGCCUCCUCCUCCUCACCCCACCAGUUCUCCCGUCGCCUCCUCCGCCGCCUCUGCCUCCUCUCCGGCUCUGCCCCCAUCCCAGCCAGCUCCUCCUCCACCCAGACAGCUCCAGCCCCCUCCUAACCACCUCCUCGCUCCGGGCCCCCCGGGGCCCAAAGACCUGUCCCCGGCCCAGCAGCUGCAGCAGCUGGCGGCGCAGCAGCAGAGGGCGCAGCACCUCCACGGACAGAUGCAGCACAAGCCGCCUCAGCCGGGCAACAAGUUCCACAGCGCGGGGCCCCACGCCCACCCUCCACCCUGGCCGCAGAUGGCCAACACGUCUCAGAGCCCACUAGGGGGCGCGUUUGGCAUGGACAAGUCCACGAGCCCCUCCCUGUACUCCCAGGACUUCAACCCCGGCACCCAGAAGCAGCUGCUGAUGCCGGGUCAGCCCAACAAAGCCUCUCCCAAGGCGGCGGGGGCCGGCAGCUACAUGCCGGGGCCCGCCGGACACCCCAACAUGCUGGGCCACCCGGUGCCGGGGCCUCCCCUCAGCCACCCGCCGGCACCGGGGGCCCAGCAGGCCCAGAGCGCCAUGCUGACCUACAACAACACCAAACCUCUGUCGCACUUUGAGGCCGGGCCUGGACCACCGCGGCCCAACGCCGCCCAGAACCACAACAAGGCGGCGCUGCUGACGCUGCUCCGACAGCAGCAACAGAUCAAACAGAAGAACAGCAUGAACUACCGCAAGCACAUACCACACACACAGGACCAGAACUCGUACCCGGCUCCUCCACACGGGCCGGGCCCAGCAAACGCCAUGACGUCGGCGCCCGGAAACAACGCCAUGGCGGCUCAGCCGGGGCCAGCCAACGCCAUGGCGGGUAACCAUGGUAACACAGCGUACCUGAACAGCCAGGCGGCGGUGGCGGCGGCGCUGAAACAACAACAGCAGCAGCAUCAACAGCAGAUCCUGGAACAGCAGAAACACCAACAGCAGCAGCACUACAUCCAGAGACAGCAGCUCAUGGCUGAACAGGAGAAGCAGCGACAGGACCAGCAGCUGCAGAGACACCUGACCCGACCUCCUCCACAGUACCAGGACCAGCCGGGACAACCGGCCAAUCAGAACCCUUUCCCACAGCAACCGGUCAACCAGUUUACAGCUUCCUCUCAGCCAAUGGGAAGCGUCGGCUCCAUGGGAGGCCCCGCCCCCGGAUCCCAGCGUAUGUUCCCUCAGAACCAAGGCAUGAUGGGUAUGAACAUGGGCCAGGGUGGCGGGCCGGCAGGCGGCGUGGCUCCGCCCCCGGCGGCGAGUCAGGCUGACAUUGCGAUGUCAUCGUGUGGCAGUGGCGGAGGGGGUGGGGCUAACGUGGACGUGCAGCAGGUGCUCUACAACAACAUGAACCUUCACCCCGCCCACCCGGGCCACGCGCCACAGCAGGCGGGCCUUCAGCGCCAGCCGCUGGGCGCCAUGAGCGCCCCCUACAGGCAGAACCUGCUGGCUCAGCAGCAGCAGCACCUGAAGGCGCAGCCCAACGCCACCAUGUUGAAGCAGCAGCAGCUCGCCGCCGCCGCUCGCAUGCCGGGCUCCAUGCAGAACAGCAUGGGAGCUAGCCUGCCUGGGUCCAUGCCCGGCGCCAUGCAGGGCACCCAGAGCGCCGCCUGGCAGCAGCAGCUGGCCAAUCAGCCGCCGUCUGGCAACGCCUUCAACAACCCGCCCAACAGCUUCCACAUGCAGCAGCAGGCACGCAUUCCCAAGAUGCCGCCCGGCGCCACGCCCUUCGGAGCCAACCCAGGCGGGCGUCCGAUGGGCGGGCUGAGCGCCGGGCAGCAGAUGAUGCAGACAAACAUGGCGGCGCAGCAGCAGAGGGCGCCGCCUAACACUCAGAGCCUCGGCCAGCCGAUGGCCAAUCAGCAGCAGACUCAACAACAGGCCAAUCAGAACCAGACUGUCCUCCCCGACCUCGCCACGUUCGGACAGCCGCAGGGCAACGGGCGCCCGGGGCUGCCGUGUAACCAAGGUUACCAGGUGAGCCGGACGGCCACUCAGCAGCAGCAGGUGUCGUUUGGCUACAACGUGGCGUCGGGCAGCUUCGCCGGCGAGAGCGAGCUGGUCGACUCGCUGCUGAAGGGCCAGAGCACGCAGGAGUGGAUGGCUGACCUCGACGAGCUGCUCGCCAGCCACCACUAGUCCCACGCACCUGGAGCACCGGGACUGGCCCCACCCCACUCCCACAGGCUGACCAAUCAGCUGCUGCGAGGAGGUUCGGUGGUUCUGGUGGGUCCAGAGACAGAACAGUUCUGUUCACAUGGUCGUAUUCAGACUACUGAGCCUACAGCGCCACCUACAGACACCAACCAACACGUAGAAUGGACACUUCAUAAGCCCCGCCCCCCACUCGCUCUGUGCUCCAAUCAGAGUUGAGCUAGCCUCGGUCAACUUCCUGUGCUUCAAAAAUAAGUCACACCUUAAGUUAGCUAGUGUUAGCAUAAUGUUAGUUAGCUAAUGUUAGCAUUAUGCUAGUUAGCUAGUGUUAGCAUAAUGCUAGUUAGCUAGUGUUA